AUGUGUACUACUGUCCCCGACGCGGACAACACGAGUACGCCUGGAGAAAACACAUCGGACGAAGUCGAAUCCAAUGAACACGUAUCCAGUGAGGAUGAGUCAGAUUCAUCAACUAUAAAGGCUUCUGAUCAGCAUACUCCCGAAGUAGACUCGUCUGAUGAAGACGUGUUUCGAGAAAAUGCAGCCAAGACGAAUGCAUUUAUCCAAACCAUGAGUACCUUGCUUGCCGUUAGCGAGCGUAUCAGCGAAUUAUCCAUUAACAAAUCCAGAUAUGUCGCCACGCCGCAGGCCAACGGGUUAUUCAACAGGUCGAAGCUCGGCCUUCCGUGGGGGGUUUGCUACGUAGAAAAUUGCUUAAUUACCGAUACGCUGUGCAUGUGCAGCGGUUGCAAAGCUGUUUUCUAUUGCAGCAAGAUCCACCAGGUCGUGAGUUUUCAAAGACACAAGGAGGAGUGCCGCCCUGUGAGAGAUAUGUUGAAGGAACUGGCCGAGGAGGAAUCAAAGCUGCGAGAAUAUCCCGGCGACGACGAGUUACCUGCCAAUCCCUUCGAGACGGCCCCAGGUCUCUUUAAUUUUUCCGAAGCUACGAGUCCAUACCUGGAUGCGAAAUGCAGGGUCAUAAGUGCGCUGUCGAGAAUUGACAACGGCCUAGCGGUCGAGCACAUGCUAUUUCAUUGCCUCGAAAUGCUGAAGCUAGAGGCUACGGAUGAGCGAUGGUGCUUGGCUGUUAAUUGGGAGGGAUAUAGAUGUGAUAACAUUGACCCUGAAUCCUUGGGAUCCCACGAGAAAGAUGUAUUCGAGGAUCCCAACAUGUUGAUCAACUCUGCGGCCCUUCUAUCCCACCUCGUCUGCGUGACGCAGGUAAAGAUUCGACUGCUUCUAGACCUCCGCAUGUUACAACGCGAGGCCAAGAAAUACGGCCCUCAAAGUGCCAGCUACGAGACGAAGAUGCAGUGGGUUCGCGAACAUGCCAUCAGCGAAAUACUCUACAAAAGACCGGACAUCGUCAAACUAAACAGUUGGAAAGCUCUUAUCACCAGCAUAAAUGAUCAGGUCAAGCGGUUAUACAAAUACGUGGAGAGCCGCAAUAAAUAUUGCUGGCCCGCCCUGGCGCACCCGGAACAAUAUCUUCAGAAGAUGAUUUUUCCCGAGGAUCAUUAUGAGCGGGGGUCGGAGGACGAAAUGGGUCCCGUACUUCUAAUGACGUGGAAAUCGUGGGCGGAGUGCCGUCCUGCCCUCACGGCUAUCCGGAUAUAUGCUACUUCCGACCUGGGCCAUUAA
Daldinia caldariorum is the source of this 1281-nucleotide messenger RNA. RefSeq lists its product as uncharacterized. The transcript has 2 exons. Bases 1 to 1281 code for a protein of 426 amino acids. The record is from RefSeq and is a predicted model, not a curated record. Lineage: Eukaryota; Fungi; Ascomycota; Sordariomycetes; Xylariales; Hypoxylaceae.